Messenger RNA from Sporothrix brasiliensis 5110, 867 nucleotides. RefSeq names its product tagatose 1,6-diphosphate aldolase. Gene Ontology annotation, biological process: carbohydrate metabolic process. NCBI's taxonomy places the organism in Eukaryota, Fungi, Ascomycota, Sordariomycetes, Ophiostomatales, Ophiostomataceae. Bases 1 to 867 code for a protein of 288 amino acids. The record is from RefSeq and is a predicted model, not a curated record. The transcript has 2 exons. Gene Ontology annotation, molecular function: zinc ion binding; aldehyde-lyase activity.
AUGGUCUACCCUGAAGAAAACAGGACGUGGCAGAUCCUCGACGCCGCACGCAAAGGCGGUUAUGCCGUCGGUGGCUUUUGCGUGUACAACGUCGAGGGCGUCCUUGCCGUCAUCCGCGCCGCCGAACGCUGCCGCUCCCCGGCCAUCAUCCAGCUCUUCCCCUGGUCCAUCCACUUCCAGGGUCCGGCGUUUGUCCGCUACGUGGCCGACGUCGCCCACGCCGCGGCCGUGCCGGUGGCCGUCCACCUCGACCACUGCCUGCAGCCCGCGGACGCCGACCGGGCGCUCGACGAGUGCGCCUUUGACUCCAUCAUGGUCGAUGGGUCGCUGUUUCAGGAGGAAGAGAACAUUCGCUACGUCAAGGGUAUCGUCGAGCGCGCCGCCCGGCAGAACGUCACCGUCGAAGCCGAGCUGGGCCGCAUGGAGGGCGGCGAGGACGGCAUCCCGUUCCUGGAGCUCGAGCAGGUCCUCACGAAACCGCAGGACGCGGCGCGCUUUGUCCGCGAGACGGGCACGCACUUUCUGGCGCCCAGCUUCGGCAACGUGCACGGGCCCUAUGGACCGGGCGGCGCCGAAGCCUGGUGGCAGCUGGACCGUCUGCGGCAGAUCCACGAGGCCGUCGGCACAGACGUGCCGCUGGUGCUGCACGGAACGCACCCGCUGUCCGACGCGCUCAUCCACACGUCGAUGCAGCUCGGCAUGGUCAAGAUCAACCAGAACCGCAACGUGCGCCUGGCGUACCACAAGUUUGUCGAGGACCACUGCGCCACCAAGGAGCUGACGGCGCUGCAGAGCGAGGGCGUCGAGGUCUACUCGCGCGAGAUUGAGCGCAUGAUGCACGUCUUCAAGUCGGCAGGGAAGGCAUAG